GAAAUUUUGUUCGCUAUCCGAGACAAACUUUUAACGCAUGUUUUGUUUGUUAUCUGAAAUAUUCGCUAUCCGAGGCGUUCGCUAACCGAGGUUCCACUGUAUUUACCAUUAUAUCGCAGAUGUGGAGGGGAUAUAAUCGGGGAUGGACGGCGGUAGUGGUUGGCGGGGAUGGUUGGUGUGGAUGGUACAUCUAUUAAAGACGUACGUCCAUGGCUGUGCCAAUGUCGCGUGCUGGUUCUCAGACUUCUGAUGCUAGGCAAAUAUAUGGAAACUUAGCAUACGCAGAAUGGCAGUCAUCGCAAGUACAAAGUCGAUGCUGGCUCGCCCGCCUGUUAUUUCUAAGCCCGUUUGUCAUUGGUCGAUUGGACAAGACGCUGGCUCUUCUCUUCCUCUGUCAGUUUUUGAUGAAGCCCCGACCUCUCCCUCUCCAUCCUCAACCUCCAUCCGCCAUCUCACCCUCGCCACCACCCGGACGGAGCCCAGGAUGGUAUGAAAAGUCGGAAGGUCUGCAAACUGGUGCAGAAUGCCCAGACCUUCUUCGCAGGAACGAACAGAAGGGAGAGGAAAGGAAGUUCGAAGUGGAGAAGGGAGAUAACAUAAAGACCGACAAAAAUUCCCAAACUGCCAGUUUUAAACGACCAUUGUACACGAACACGACGACCCUAGAAAAGACCUCGCGGACGAAGAGUUUCUCACCAGACGGCCACAGACAGCUUCUGACUGCUGCAAGCACCUGGCACCACACCUGGCAAACACCUGGCAAACACCUGCAGCUCCGUUACGUCGGUUGGACUUCGCUUUCUGAACACAAGCAUGGCAGGUGUCCAGCUGUUCACAACUCUUCUCCUGAUGACUAUCGCCAUGGUUACCAUAGCAACUGCUCUUCCUUCUGGUCAUAAACUGCUGGACAACUUGAGCCAGGACUCCGCUGCACGACUGGUUGGUCACCGACGAGUCACCAGGGAAGUGCCGAGACUGUCCAUUGACCUGUCUCUCGGCACCCUGGCCAAUGCGAUGCGCAAGCAAGAACUGGCCGAUGACUUGGAGGACCUGGAGCUGAUGAAGCAGAUCGGCAAGAGGAACAUCGCAGAGCCCGCUACUUCCAACGCCUUGCGCCUCCGCAACAGCGACGAUGUCUCGGCGGAGGAAGACGCUUUCUCAAAGUACCUCGUGAACAUCCUAAAGAAUCGCUUGCGAGAAAUCUAGUGCCUGGGAGAAACGGAGCUCUGCAGGGUGCAAGCCUUAAGGAUUCGUCUUUUUGCCAAGAAAAAAACUUAUAAAAAUAAAAUCAACAUUUUGGACAAAUGCAGGCAAAAUGACAAGCUGGGAUUUUACUUUACGAGAUAUUACAAUGUUAGUGUGAUUUAGUGUUAGUCACGUAGUUCGUAACUAUUUUACUAGCAUCUUAAGAACAGAUCGAGGAAACCCAAAGUUAAGUUCAAGAAAAAGAGAACAGCCCCUCGCCACGCCACUAAGUAGCGGAAGUAUGUUAAAGAUCACGUGGUUCUCCUAAAAUCCCACUUGACCGCUAAUCACAUCAGAAUAAUAUACAAAAUGAAAUUUCCAUGAGCUGCAUAGGGUCGUCCUUGUGUCACCAAGGUGGCGGCUGAAAUCUCACCCACAUUUUCCGAAAGUAACAUGGCUACACUGACUACUGAAAGAAGAUUUGUUGCUCAGAUUCCUCCUUGUAAACAGAGAAAAGGUAGAGUGGUGGUGGGGCUGGAGUAGUUGUGGUUAUGAAUUAAGACUGAAUACAAAACGAUAAGAACAGUAUUAGAAAUUUACCGUAACCUAGCAUGAAGCAUAUCUCAGAGAUUUCUCCUUUUGGUUUGACAAAAUUGGAAAAAUAAACAUUAACAAAAAUAAACAUUAACAACAGUU
This is a messenger RNA of Pomacea canaliculata, 1881 nucleotides long. RefSeq lists its product as uncharacterized. The record is from RefSeq and is a predicted model, not a curated record. Bases 210 to 899 code for a protein of 229 amino acids. Lineage: Eukaryota; Metazoa; Mollusca; Gastropoda; Architaenioglossa; Ampullariidae. The transcript has 3 exons.